AUGGGGUCGUACCCGGGCAACACGGGGCGGGAAGGGAGCUGCCCGGGCCGAGCCCGGGGCAGGCCCGCCUUGGGGUCUGGGCUUCUCAGGGGACCCUCGGUGCUACCUUUAGGGAGAGCAGAAGCCCUGAUUUGUGAGGAUAAAGUAGGGCAUUGCCAAUUUCGUGUUCAGGAGACACAGUGGACGUGCCGGGGUCCUGAGAGUGAAGGAACUGAUUUGAGCAGUUCCCAGCUAGUAGCGCUGAGAGGGGGUCACAGACUUGAUGGGUUAAGUCGCUUGUCUGUUGUUUACCGGAGGAAAGGCUGGCUAGGAAGGACGGCCCACACGGAAAAUACUUUUCAGAGUUUCGGGGGCAUAGAAGCCGGGGAGGCAGCCUCCCUGUGCCUGGGGGCGUCCGCGGGCUGCCGCGGGGGUCGGCGAUCGCGAGGCUCGCGCGAGUUCGGCCAGCGCCAUGCUGCGGAGAUGACGGAUUCCGGGGACAGCCUGAGCAGGGCCUGCGGGCUCUACAGCAAGAUGAACGGCCUCAGCCGGCCCCUCAUCAAGCCGCAGAAGCGCGUGCCUUCCUCAAGGCGGCUUGGAUUGUCCUGUGCCAACUGUCACACCACAACCACCACCUUAUGGCGCAGAAAUGCCGAGGGUGAGCCCGUGUGCAAUGCUUGUGGACUCUACAUGAAACUCCAUGGGGUGCCUCGACCGCUUGCUAUGAAAAAAGAGGGAAUUCAAACCAGGAAACGAAAACCUAAGAACAUAAAUAAGUCAAAGACUUGCUCUGGUAGUAGCAACAAUUCCAUUCCUAUGACUCCAACUUCCACCUCUUCGAACUCAGAUGAUUGCAGCAAAAAUACUUCCCCUACAACACAACCUACAGCCUCAGGGGCGGGUGCCCCGGUGAUGUCUGGCGCGGGAGAGAGCACUAAUCCCGAGAACAGCGAGCUCAAAUAUUCAGGUCAAGAUGGGCUCUACAUAGGCGUCAGUCUGGCCUCUCCGGCCGAAGUCACAUCCUCAGUGCGGCAGGAUUCCUGGUGUGCCCUGGCCCUGGCCUGAGCCGACGCUGCCAGGAGGCAGGGAGGCCUCCGCCGUGGGCCUCGAUCUGCUUGUGUAUGAUUUUGUCCGGCAGUUCAGACGGUGGCCACUGUGCUGACAGGACGUGAUUUCCGUGCCUUUGUUUCGAAAGAGACGUAUCUUCCAAGAGGCUUGCUGAAGAGUAAGAGAAGAUGGAGGGGAAGGGCCAGUGACAACUGAGCAUGUCGCCUCCUCCCUCCGGCCGGGGCCACCUCCAGCCAGCCUGCCUCUGCAGAGGCCCCUGUGCUACUUCCAGGAGCCGAGACUCGGACCAGGGCCUUGCCUGCUAAGGAAAAUAGUGAGAGAUUUUAAAAAAAAAGAUGUUAUGUGUGUUGCCCCAAAUCAUGUGCUUCUUCUGAUCAAUUUUGGUUGUUCCAGAAAUUUCUUCAUACUUUUUCCACAUCCAGAUUUUACACACGCUCAUGGAGAAGAUCAUUUGAGGCCGUUUGGUACACAUCUCCGGAGGCUGAGUCGGGUCAUGAGGUCUCUUGUCAAAAAUAUUCCUCAGUUUGCAAGACUGCAUUAUAACUUUGACGUACACUGUGACUGAUGUUUCUCAAAAGUUCAUAUUGUGUGGCUGAUCUGAAGUCAGUCAGAAUUUGUAAACAGGGUAGCAAACAAGAUAUUUUUCUUCCAUGUACACAAUAAUUUUUUUAAAAAGUGCAAUUUGCGUUGCAGCAAUCAGUGUUAAAUCAUUUGCAUAAGAUUUAACAGCAUUUUUUAUAAUGAAUGUAAACAUUUUAACUUAAUGGUACUUAAAAUAAUUUAAAAGAAAAAUGUUAACUUAGACAUUCUUAUGCUUCUUUUACAACUGCAUCCCAUUUCUAUAUUUCCAAUUGUUAAAAGAAAAAUAUUUCAAGAACAAAUCUUCUCUCAGGAAAAUUGCCUUUCUUCAUAUGUUAAGAAUUUUUAUACAAGAACACCAGUAUGCCCCCUUUAUUUUACUGUGGAAUAUGUGCUGGAAAAAUUGCAACAAAACUUUACUACCUAACGGAUAGCAUUUGUAAAUACUCUAGGUGUCUGUAAACACUUUGAAGUCUGUACAGUGUGACUAACCCACAGGCUGGUUGGUUUACAUUAAUUUUUUUAAAAAAUGGGAUGUCAUAUGGAAACCUAUUUCACCAGAGUUUUAAAAAUAAAAAGGGUAUUGUUUUGUCUUCUGUA
This is a messenger RNA of Carlito syrichta (Philippine tarsier), 2226 nucleotides long. Its product is annotated as transcription factor GATA-6-like. Bases 1 to 1044 code for a protein of 347 amino acids. Gene Ontology annotation, biological process: negative regulation of transcription by RNA polymerase II; positive regulation of transcription by RNA polymerase II; cell fate commitment. The record is from RefSeq and is a predicted model, not a curated record. The transcript has 8 exons. Lineage: Eukaryota; Metazoa; Chordata; Mammalia; Primates; Tarsiidae. Gene Ontology annotation, molecular function: DNA-binding transcription factor activity, RNA polymerase II-specific; zinc ion binding; RNA polymerase II cis-regulatory region sequence-specific DNA binding.